AUGACAUGCUAGGCCUAGCGAGUAAUUUUAAUCUCAUAUUUUAAUAAUUGAUAUAUGUUUUGUUUGGAGUUGUCAUAAUUAUUAUUUCAUUCACAAGUUAAAAAUCAAGGUUAGGAUCCACAUGCUCCGUAAAAACACAUGUGUUGAAAUAUAUUAAAAUCUUAUUGUACUCAGUGCAAUGGCAACAGGUCCAACAACUUUCAUAGACUCCCAUGAAGGUACUUCUCUGUCUUCUAACACCUUAAGGCCUAGAACACAUACGUGGCAGGAUUUAAGAAAUGCUGUCAAAGAGACGAGAAGGGUUCAGAGCUCCCUUGUAUUUAAAGUACCAACAGAAUUUGUUUUCAAAAAAUUGGUAACAGCGGAUGGUAUAAGAAGGAGGUUAUAUUUUCUUGGCGUUCCUUUUGGGGGCAGGGAAAACACGCUCAUGUAUGUGGACAUUCCAGGCGAUGUGGAUACAUUAGGUUGCGUGAAUUUAACCAAAUGGCAGCCAUUACUUGUGUCGUAUCAAGGAAUGACGUCAAAGGGAGGUUUUUCGAAGAUUGAGCAGCUUCUUAGGGAGCGGAAACGACUUGGGGGAUUUGGCAUCACGUCAUACGAUAUAGAUGUAGAGUCUGGACGAUUUCUAUUCAGUGCUGGUUGCAGUUUGUUUUAUUGUACAGAUAGCUGUUUUUCGUUGCAACCAAUUUUCCCGAAAGAAGUACACAGUUCUGUUGGAGGUAUCAGAAUGGAUCCAAAGUUAUGUCCAACAAAUACAGAUCUGAUAGCCUAUGUAUGCAACAAUGAUUUAUGGGUAUCUAAUGUAGCUACAGGAGAUGAGAGAAGACUGACAUUCACACAUAAAGGUCUUGACAGAAUAUCUGAUGAUCCCAAAAGUGCCGCUGUUGCUUCAUACAUAAUUCAAGAAGAGUUUGAUCGUUACACGGGUUAUUGGUGGCAGCCUAACAUCUAUGACGCAACAGAGCCAGACAAGAAGACAUACAGAAUUCUCUAUGAGGAAGUGGAUGAGUCUGAUGUGGAAAUUCUUCAUAUUGUCUCUUCUACAUAUGGCGAUAGUGGCGUGGACGAUUACAGAUAUCCCAGAGCAGGAACCAAAAAUGCAAGUGUCAUCUUGAAAAUGGUUGAAUUUUCUGUCAAUGCUGAUGGAUCGAUAAUCAAUGUUCAAGAAUUUAAACUUGUUGAAUCUCUCUGUCAGUUGUUCCCUCCAAUGGAAUAUAUUGUGCGACUCAACUGGACUCCAGAUGGAAAAAGCAUAUGGGCUCAGCUUCUUAGUAGGAACCAGCAGUUAACAAUGUUGGUACUAAUACCAGUACACUGCUUUGUACCCGUGCAUGAAAAUGAGGUGGUUGUUGACAGUGAGAAGCUUCCUAUUCAAGUUUUGUAUGAAGAAUACUCAGAAAUAUGGAUCAAUGUCCAUGAUUGCACUCAGUUUUUCCCUCAAACCAAAGAGGAAGAGGUUAGCUUUAUAUGGGCAAGUGAGGCCCAUGGAACAAGACAGCUGUUUCUGGUUACAUCAGCUCUAAGGUCAACUGGAGAAGUCCCUGGUAAUCUGAAACCAGUGAUACUAAAUCAUUGCCAGUUAACAUUUGGUGAUGGUGAAGUGGUUGGUAGAAGAGUUUGGCUAGACCCUGGACACCAGUUGCUCUACUACAUGGCACACCACCAUACUCCACUUGAGGAACACCUGUAUGUUACAUGCUACUCUUCUCCAGGCAGUCCAUUGAGACUAACUGAACUUGGAUCCAGUCACACAGUUUACAUGAGCGAGGAUUGUGACUAUUUUGUCACAAUCUACAGUAACUUAUCAAACACACCAGCAGCUACAGUAUAUCAACUGAAAGAGAGAAUCAUGGGCAUGUCACCAGUCACAGUUGGGCCUCUACUCCAAUCUACAGCACUUGGAAUCUCCUAUAUCCCACCUGAACUAGUCAGCUACAAAAACUCUGCUGGUGACGAAGUAUUUGGUCUCGUCUACAAACCGCACAAUUUUGAACCUGGCAGAAAAUAUCCAACUGUUCUAUUUGUUUAUGGUGGCCCUCAAGUACAGCUUGUCACCAAUUCAUACAAAGGCAUUAAGUUAUUACGGUUGCAUACAUUAGCUUCUUUAGGCUAUGUUGUGCUAGUGAUCGACACCAGGGGAUCCAGCCACAGAGGCCUUAAGUUUGAAUCCAUACUCAAAAACAAAAUGGGAACAGUAGAGAUAGCCGAACAGGUUGAAGGUUUGCACUGGAUUGCAGCCAAGAUGGACUUCAUCGACCUAAAGCGGGUUGCCAUACAUGGUUGGAGUUACGGAGGGUAUCUCUCCCUUAUGGGCUUAGCAAGGAGACCAGAUGUAUUUAAGGUUGCAAUAGCUGGGGCACCAGUAACAUGUUGGAAACAGUACGACACAGGUUACACUGAGAGGUACAUGGACACCCCUCAGAAUAAUCCACAGGGCUACCAGCAAGGAUCUGUACUUAAAUUAGUCAAGAAUUUUCCAAAUGAAGAGAAUCGUUUGUUAAUAAUCCAUGGAUUGAUUGAUGAGAAUGUGCAUUUCCAUCAUACAAGCCUUUUAAUCAAGGAACUCAUCAAAGCUUGUAAACCAUACAUGUUGCAGGUUUAUCCAAAGGAGAGACAUGGUAUAAGACAGCCUGAAGCGCAGGAACACUACGAGACAACUAUACUUAGCUGGUUAAUGCAGCAUCUAUAGAGCAAUACAGUAUAACAAACGGAACUGGGAAAGGGAAAUUGAUUAGCCUAGGCCUGAUCUUGUAGGGGCUAAGAGAAUCUUAACAACUUGGUGUGGAGCACAUCAGCCAAUUGCCCUCAAAGAAUCUUGGCUCCCUUGAAAAUACAUAUGGAAUGGUCUAAUUCUACUCAAAUUUUAUGAAUAAAUUUUAACAAUAAAUAAUACUCAGUGUAAUUAAGGAGGCUAUUAAUGUAAAACAAAAAGUAGUAAUUAUAUACCUUAGUUUUUUUGGUAUAAGCCCACAACUUACUUUCAAGCAAAAUGUUCCAACUGGGUUUAUAACACACUUAAGUAUAUCCUUGUCAUAUGAUUGGUUGAUUUCCUAUCAUGUGACAUUGAUUAUUUACCCCAUUUCAUCACUCAUCAUGGAAAUUUAGUUCCAGGCAUUUUUACUUCCAUUUGUUUCGCUCCAUUGCACAACACUUAGGAUACAGUAUGACUUCAACCUAAUACUGUACAAUAUUUUGAUUGGUUGAAAUGAAAAGAAUCUCCAUUCAGUCAAUCCUUCAUCUCAUGAAAAUAUUCUUCCCAUUGCUCUCAUAAACAAUCAUUAUUUGUAAGCCAUGCUAAACACCAUUGUACUUAAUUGAAUGGAAAUUUUGCAGGUUAUAAAAAGUCAGAGUAUAAUGAACCUACAUUGAAAUCCAUCAACAUGCCCACCAGGCCUAAAACAGGGUUACCUAAUCCUCAGCUCUUCUGCAAGAAUAAGCUAGAACUAUCUAGCAUUUUGACUGUAUGCCCGCUACUCUUUGUUUUUUAUAGUCCCAGUAUUAUAUACCCAGUUUUUAAAGGUGUGGCCUUAUACCCAAUAAACUACAGUAUGUAUUACAUGAACCUCAAUUUUAAGACAAGAUUAAAUAUAAUGUUGAAUAAAAACCAAAGAGGUUGUAGUGGAGGUCAUUUUAAUAUUUAAUAAAAUCAAAAUGAUAUAAAAAAGGAAAGAAAAUGUUAUAAUAAUCAAAAGAUUGAGCUGAAUAUGUAUGCAUCUUGAUAUUAAACAAUUAAAAACAUACAAAAUACAUACUAUAAUUAAACACUGAUAUCUUGUAGGUAUAAAUUUCCUUUCUGCAUGUAGAAUUAUCUUUAUGGUACCUUCAACAAAAUGUAAACCAGUAAUAUAUCAGUUGGAUCAUGCUAAAACAAGAAAGUCAGAUUUUUUCCCCCAAAAAACUCAAUGUACUUUGCUUAUCGUUGAACUAAAUAUAAACACAUUUGUUACUCGGACUUGUUUGUACUCCAAAGCUGUUAACCUAUAUUGUAAUUAUUGUGGAUAACUAGAUUUUUUUUUACUUAAUAAAGUAUUUCAUUUAUUCACGCUCAA
This is a messenger RNA of Anneissia japonica, 4049 nucleotides long. RefSeq names its product dipeptidyl peptidase 9-like. Gene Ontology annotation, biological process: proteolysis. NCBI's taxonomy places the organism in Eukaryota, Metazoa, Echinodermata, Crinoidea, Comatulida, Comatulidae. Bases 179 to 2689 code for a protein of 836 amino acids. The transcript has 16 exons. Gene Ontology annotation, molecular function: dipeptidyl-peptidase activity; serine-type peptidase activity. The record is from RefSeq and is a predicted model, not a curated record.